CGCAUUCGCUUUGUUAAUUUUUGUAGUUGUUCAGUCGAGAGGUUCAUUGGUCGGGUGUGAUGUCUGUGCUUGAUCGUUGUGUGAUAUUUUCGAUUCUAAAGUCUUUAUAAAAUCUGUAAUUAUGGUGUAAAUUUGCAAUAAUUUCUGUUACAGUGCUCGCGUUCUUUUCGAUAUUUCAUUUUACGUGUAAAUGGUAGUUUAUUUUUGGAAAUUUCACGAUGUCAGAUAACGAUAAAUUGAACCACAACCCAGUUGUGAGAAUAGAUCAAGAUUCAGAAACGGAAUUACAAGCUUUGUUCGACUCGGUACUCAAGCCAGACGCUAAUAAACCUCUCACAGUGCCAUAUGCUAUGCGAAAGCUUCCAAAAUCAUUUUUCCAACCUCCGUCGACUGGUUCUAAAUCACCUUCGGUAUCUUCCAUAUCGCACAGUAGAGAGAAUUCAGGAGAUUCAGCAUUUGGAACGAUUACAACCAAUACGCCAGCAGGUCUGCAAAUUAAUCACUCCAGAGCCCAUAGUUCUCCGGCCUCUCUGCAACAAACGUACGCUUCCGCUCAACAGCAACAUCAGCAUCGACAUUUGAAACAAAGAAGUUAUGAUAUUUUGAUGGUAGAUGAACUAGGUCCAUUGCCUGAGGGAUGGGAGCAGGCUAGAACUGAAGAAGGACAAGUUUAUUUUUUAAAUCAUCAUACAAAAACGACCACAUGGGAAGAUCCUCGGAAAACUAACGCCAGCCAGCAAUACCGUAACUCCAUCACUGCAGCAAUAUCCUCGGCUUCUUCCAUCGGUGAUCUCCAUUCUCAUACUCAGCAAGGGGGUGGCAAUAGCAUCAAGACGUUAGUAUCACCGAAUAGUCGAGCUGGAAGCGGCACCGGCAGCAGUGGCACUUUGAGUCCUGUCGGAAACGAAUCGGCGUUAGGUCCAUUGCCUGAUGGUUGGGAACAGUCUAAAACUGAUGAGGGCGAAGUGUACUUCAUAAAUCAUUUAACUCGAACCACCUCUUGGUUUGAUCCUAGAAUACCCGUCCACUUGCAACGUGCACCAACUUCGGCAUUACCUCAAGCAAUCAAUUCGUGGAUGCAGCAGCCAUCCUCUCUAUCAUUACAAUCGCAAAUAACUCAACAAAAUCUCAGAUUACAAAAUUUGAAGAUAGAACGUGAUCGGUUGAAACUCAGGCAGCAAGAAAUACGACAGCAUGAAAAUAUAAUGAAUAGAACGCGAACCGAUCCGUUUUUAUCGGCUGCGGGGUUAAUGACAGCACCUGUUGAACAUUCUAGGCAAGAAUCAGCUGACAGCGGAUUAGGGUUGGGUAAUAAUUACUCAUUACCUCAUACUCCGGAAGAUUUUCUAGCUUCAAUUGACGAUAAUAUGGAUGGAGUUAGUGAAGGUGGUGCUGCUGAUCUAUCAGGUUUAGAUUCUCAAGACAUUUCAUCGCUCAGUGCUAACAUUGAUUCAACAGAUGACUUGGUACCUUCUUUACAGUUAGAGGAAGAAUUUACUAGUGAUAUGCUAAACGACGUGCAGACUUUAAUCAACAAUAAUCGGCCUGAUAACAUGCUUACAUGGUUGUGACGAUUCGGAUUAUCGGCAGCGGAAAAUGAAACCAAUGUAAAACAAUCAUGAGAACGAAAUUUUGCCAUUGGUGUUUCUGCUCGAAAUUUAUGUGACUCUUUCCGUGUAUAUUUUUGCAAAUUGAGUUUAUCGAACACUACAGAAACAAAAUACUUAUGUUUCUACUUGAAUUCCUCACAUGAAAGGUUCUCCUGAGUUUUUUCCCAGUGUCAUUGUUAAAAAAAUUACUCGUUGGUGAAGAACUUCAUCAAAUGAAAUAUUAUCUGAGUACCGAUACGUUACUUAACCUUUCUGGUUUCAUUUCAUAAAAAUAUUUUUUUAGAAAAUCUUCCUUUCGUUUUCCGUUGCAUCUUUGAUUUAAUCAAUAAAACCCCCAGUGAUCUGUACAAAUCCAACUCUUUUGUAUUCACGUGUAAAUAUAUGUAUCUUUUCAAUGUGAUAUAAGUUAAUGUAAGAUCUGUUUCAAGGAUACCUACCUAUUCAUUUUUUUUUAAUUUAAGAAAAAUAUCAUGGGAUAAUACUGUUUGAUAUUAUGUCUUAUGUCUUCCAUUAAUCAUGUAUGUGCUCAUUAGUACAAAACAAACGAAUACUUUCAAAACUUUUGAGGGAUUCUUGAACAAUUUGAGAGCUUACCUAACAGAAAAUGAUUGAAUCUGGGCAGAUCUGGACAUUUCAUGGAUCCAAUUUGACUUAACCAGACCUAAUCGGAUUUGGUUAAAUCAAAGCUUUGAUCAGAUUCGGAUUAGAUCUGAUCAGAUCCAAUUAAAUCUUGACGUAUCAUACUUAAAUUAGAUUUAUUCGGACCUGAUUAGAUCCAAUCAUUUUCUCCUGGGUGAUUUUUGAACUGAAGUACAUGAAACUUAUUUUUUAAGAGUGAAAUUUAUUACUCAUAUUUUGUGUGUUCUUUGCUUGUUAGUUUAUGUGACCUAACCUUUACAAUAGGUAACUACUAAUCCCGUCCAAUUUGAUGACACUAUUAUAGAUGUUGUUAGGUAUUGUUUUUUUUUUUUUUUGAGUUUUCUCAUUUAAUUUUUAUAAACGUUUUGAAGAUUUAAGUGUUA
Planococcus citri (citrus mealybug) is the source of this 2632-nucleotide messenger RNA. RefSeq names its product WW domain-containing transcription regulator protein 1-like. Lineage: Eukaryota; Metazoa; Arthropoda; Insecta; Hemiptera; Pseudococcidae. Gene Ontology annotation, biological process: positive regulation of transcription by RNA polymerase II; hippo signaling. The record is from RefSeq and is a predicted model, not a curated record. The coding region runs from base 219 to 1571 and encodes 450 amino acids. Gene Ontology annotation, cellular component: nucleus; cytoplasm. The transcript has 7 exons. Gene Ontology annotation, molecular function: protein binding; transcription coactivator activity.